AUGAAUAGAAACAAGGCAAUCGGAUGCCUUUAUGGUCAAUUAAUCGGUGACGCACUCGGUACUCGCUACGAGUUUCUAUCAGCCGUAAACACUCAGGCAAAGAUCAAAAAAGAUCUCGACUCAAAGCAACAGUUCUUGCCGAUUCUUGGUGGUGGACCUUUCAAAAUGACACCUGGACAGAUAACCGAUGAUUCGGAAAUGGCCUUUUCAUUGGCCGCAAGUUUGUGUCGUUGCAAGAGCUUCAACGCUCCGGACGUUGCAUGCGCCUAUGUCGCAUGGCAACAAUCCACACCACCGGAUAUUGGUGUUGCCACAAGAAAUGCUCUUGAAAUCAAAUCUCGUUUACCAAGCAACUGGAUCGACACGCUCGAUGCUAAGGCNAAAUGUGCAGUCCACAAGGAAGUGAUCGAAAACGUUCGUCAGCAUAACGCGGAUAGUGCCAGUAAUGGAUGUCUAAUGCGGAUCUCACCAAUUGCCAUCGCCUCGGCGCAUUUAUCAGUUGAUAAAAUGAAGGAGAUGGUAAGGGAAGACUGUAUCCUAACGCACUGUGCUCCAGUCUGUAUCGAUGCCGUAACGGCUUAUGUGGCAGCAGUUCGCGAACUUAUCAACGAUAGAACGCCACUUGAAGCGUUCAAAGCAGCCGUUGAAAUUUCUCAGAAUGAUACAGUGAAAGAUAUUCUCAGAUGUGCGAAACGCGAAGCAAUUCCGGUGAAAGCGAGAGGAGUGUUGAUAAACGGUGACACCAAGAUGAUGGGUUAUAUUGGUGUAGCACUUCAGAGUGCUUUUCAUGAAUUGCUAAAUGCGCCAUCAUUUUAUACGGGCCUUUUGAAUGCAGUUUCACGCGGUGGUGACACAGAUACGAACGGAUGUAUUGUCGCUGCAAUGCUUGGUCGGUCGUUCCUGGAACUUCUUUGA
Molecule: messenger RNA, 915 nt
Organism: Anisakis simplex (herring worm)
Lineage: Eukaryota; Metazoa; Nematoda; Chromadorea; Rhabditida; Anisakidae
Source: the annotation of a GenBank genome assembly